Molecule: messenger RNA, 945 nt
Organism: Mesorhabditis spiculigera
Lineage: Eukaryota; Metazoa; Nematoda; Chromadorea; Rhabditida; Rhabditidae
Source: the annotation of a GenBank genome assembly
AUGCCUCGUCUGCAGCUGCCCGAGGAAGGCUGCCAAUCGCCGGACGAGCUGCCGACGAAUCGUUGCAGCGGCGGUCUGCCGUCGACACAGCGGCUGGUGCGUCGCGUCCUGCGUCACGAGUUUCGCCAUAUGGAGAAGGUGCUCGACGGCCUCGGCACCCCCGGCAACAAGAUUCGCGUCGAGGAGACGGCCGGCAAUCUCAGCUGCAUGGAAUUGCUGGUCUACGAGGGCGAGCUGGGCCCGGAUCGUGAUCUGAUGCUCGGCCCCGCCAAGGCGUCCGCCUACUCGCCCACCACGCGGUGCACCCUCAAUUCUAGGUCGUCAAAGUCGACGCCCACGCCGCGCUCGUUGAUGUCCACCCCGCCGUCGUCGCAGAUGUCGCUGAUGUCGGCCACGCAGAAGAUGUCGCUGGCGGAGGAGACGAACAACAACAACAACAUGGACAGCAACAGCAGCAGCACGGCGUCGACCACGAGCAGCAACACCACCACCAACAACAGCAACAACAAGCCCAAGUCGAAGCGCGCCACUGCGAAAAGCCCGAAAAGCCCGAAGAAGAACAAGAAAGCCGCGGCCCCCGUCGACGUCGAGGCGACGCAAGAAGAUGGCGGCGCCGAGGAGAAGGAGAAGGAACAGGAGAAGAGCCUGAAGUCAGAGACAUCGAUCCCGGUGGUGCCCGACGACCCGGAGAAGGAAUACGUGCCCCCGUUGCUCCCCGUCGAGACGAUCCCCCAGAAGCCGCCCGGCUCGUCGCACGAGGUCCGCCAUUCGAUCGAGCGGAAGAAGCACAAGCGCGGCGUGCGGGUGAACAUUGACGUGAGCCGCCGUUGGUUCGCCAACCCCGACGACAAGGCGUUCAAGGGACUCCACAUGGUCAUCGACUGCCCCAAUUAUGAGCCAACGCGCAUCCAGGUGAACGGCGUGUGGAAGAAGGUGGUCGACGAG